AUGUCCCAGUGCAAUCCCUUAUCCCAUGGGAUAUUGAAAGAGCUUGGCAAACUUGCAGAGUUGAAACAAAGGGGUCUGAUUCUUGACCGUCACUUCGAGACAAUCAAAGCACACGUGAAGGCGGGCAACUCCGUUGCGAAGGAGCGAUGGGACGCCAUCGAGAGCGCGUGGGGGUUGAAGAAGAACGGUGUCUUUGACGAAGAAGAGUGGGUCACGCAGAUUGACGGCGAAACGCAGGGUAUUACCAGCAGCACCCGCCUGUCCUCUUCAUCCCAACAAGAUGCCGGCAGCGCGCGAGGUGCUGCACCGCCGUCUCAGCAUCCACCUGCUGCUGCGGGUACCGCGAGGCGAAAGGCCGUGGAUCGCGGGAAGCAAGCUAGGGAGAGAGCUGCCAAAGGCACUUUAGGCGGCAACAUCUGCAACGCGUUCGCGAUUGGCAGCCGAGGACCGAUUGAGCGGACUCGCGGUGGAGUGAAAGAGCUCAUAUCCGGUAUAAGCUUCCCACCUCCGACCCCGGAGUCCCGCCGAUCUUGCCCUCACUGUCCCAUGACCUUCGUGAACGAGCAAGGCCUUGGGAUCCACGUGAGAACGCAGCACAGCAGUGCAAACAUGUCCAACGGCGUGCGGCUGCGGCGCAUGCUACGGAAGGAUGUCGGAGGGAGUGUCCUGCCGUGGGAAGCAGCCGGGCCUGGGCAUUAUUGGCACGUGAAGUUCGAUCAUGCGACGGGGACGACUUCGCUUGUCCUCCAGCGGAAGCGCUUUCUCGAUCUCGACUUGGAUAGCGACGGCUUUAUGGACCGCAAACCCAAGGACACUCGUGGGGCUCCCAAGCGCAGGCGAUACGACUUCAGGUUCAACGCCUACGCGGUCAACCAGCUGCGCAUCCUCCAGGACAACGCCGAACACCUCUGGAAGGAGGAGAAGGGCACGCCUCUUCAGUUCUUGGAGGAUCGUCUCAAGAUUCCCUACAGCAAUAUAGUGAAGUGGGCCAAGAACGAGAAGGAAUUGGUCGCGGCGGCAGCCGAUGACGUAACGAAGAGCCUCCUCGCCAAACAGCAGCCUAAGCGGUGGUUUCCUGAGGCAGAGAAGCGACUGUACGAGGGGUUUGUGAAGCGGCGGAAAAGGAAGCUGAAGGUGUCGACCCUGUGGCUGAUGAUCACGUUCCGGAAGCUCGCGCGAAAAUGGGCCAAGAGGCAUAACCUGUCCAAAAGACGCCGGACCAACCUCAAGAACAAGUCUGUCGAUGAGCAGCUUCCAAAGAUCCAGCGCUUCCACCGGCUGUUUCGCAAGCUCCUGCAAGAGCCGGUGCGGUACAGGGCGCCCGAUGAGCCCGAGGUGGCGGCAGUCACGACGGUCGCGGAGAGAGUCCAGGGUUCCCAAAUACGGUCAAUUCCAGCUUCGGGAGCGUUGGAAUGUGAAUCAAGUGUCUUUGGCAUUCGUGAACGGGCUGCUCGAAACGUGGGACAAGAGAGGUGCGUUGCGGGUAGCAAUCUCGCAGCCCUUUGCUGGCCUAAUAAAAGGCAGUGCACGAUGCAAGUCAUCUUUGGUCCGGGUGAGAAGACCACGCGCAUUUCGGUGAUUUUCCGAGGCACGGGAAANGGUCAAUUCCAGCUCUGGGAGCGUUGGAAUGUGGAUCAAGUGUCUUUGGCAUUCGUGAACGGGCUGCUCGAAACGUGGGACAAGAGAGGUGCGUUGCGGUGCACGAUGCAAGUCAUCUUUGGUCCGGGUGAGAAGACCAUGCGCAUUUCGGUGAUUUUCCGAGGCACGGGAAAGCGGAUCUCGCCGGUGGAGAAGGCAGCGUAUCACGAGGACGUGGACGUGUUUUUCCAGGAGAACGCGUGGGCCGAUCAAAAGUUCUGCAUGGAGUGGGCGAAGAGGUCCUACCGCGAAGGCCUGAUGCGCGGGCGGGGUGAGCUCCCCAAGGCGAGGUCGAUUCUUAUCAUGGAUAACUUGCACGCGCAGACCACGGACGAGUUCGAAGCACUGCAACACUCUCGCCUGGAAACCGCGUCGCUGACAGCUUCUGAUCGCCCCGUCCUGAUCACUCAGUGGAUGGGAGCGGCCAUGGCAAGACUCAACAGCCAACAGGCGUACCGAUACUGUCCUUUCGAAAAGUGCGGGAUGGCCAUGACCGCGUACCGAUACCGUCCUUUCGAAAAGUGCGGGAUGGCCAUGACCGUGGACGGCUCGGGCGAUGAUCGAAUCACCUUGGAGGGUUUGGACGAGCCGUAUACCUUCGCUAACGAUGAAGACAGUGGUGACGACGAACAAGGUUCGGAGAACGGCAACGAUGAGCCUGAGGGGCGGGAGGAGGAGGGCGAUGGAGGACGUGAGACGCUCAUGGAGGGCGUUGACUCCAGCGAUGAAGACGACGGCGACAUCUCUCAACCCCAGACCGACGACCUAGCUCUUCUGGACGACGACGACAGCGUGGACCCACAAGACCCGGAGGAUGAGAUACAGGGAAUGAAGAUCCCGGCAGGCUUUCGUAUUCAAGAAGCUAAACCCGUUGCUCUUGACAGAUUGCUUUUACGGCGUGGAGUGCUCAAGGACACUCGCCACCUGUACGACUACUGUGUGCAGCUGGAGCUAGACCAGAGUACGCGCAAGAUGAAGUUGCCCUCAGACAAGUACAGCGGAGAUUUGGAUGCGGCUGUAGGCUCCUGGGUUUUUCUUGAGAGCAUUAGUAGAUCAGGAAGGGUACGCAGGACCAACGUCACCCUUGUGGACCAAAAUGGUUGACAGUUGCUGCUCCAUGCCUUGGUAUUUUCUUGUAUCGACAG
Ectocarpus sp. CCAP 1310/34 is the source of this 2783-nucleotide messenger RNA. Lineage: Eukaryota; Phaeophyceae; Ectocarpales; Ectocarpaceae. The record is from the annotation of a GenBank genome assembly.